AUGUAUGACUAGUAUGCCCAUUAACAAAUGCCCUUUUAUAGCCAACAAUUACGUUCAUUCAUCCAGCACAUUGCUUGCAUACCAGUAUACAUCUCUACCACUAUAUACAAAUUAUAUAUAGUCAUAGAUAUAUAUAUAUAUAUAUAUAUAUAUAUAUAUAUAAUUAAUUAAUAGUAAUAUAUACUACUAGUAGGCGGAGGAGGAGGUGGAAGAAGGUGGUCUCAAAGCGGCUAGCCAUGGAACCAAAAAUUCACCACCAAACCUCCGUCGAAGGCGUACAACUGCAAGUCAUUACUGUGGACAUAGCAAGCCCUAAAGGUGAGGCUGAAGGCUCACACCAUCACCACACACAGACACAGCCCAUCCCACAGGACGCUUGGCUUCCCAUCACAUCGUCCCGAAAAGGCAACACCUGUAACUCCGCAUUCCAUCUUCUCUCUUCAGGGAUUGGAAUUCAUGCUCUUGCACUUCCAAUUGCGUUCACUGCCCUUGGAUGGUUUUGGGGUAUUCUAUUAUUGUCUCUGGCAUUUCUAUGGCAGCUUUAUACUACUUGGCUUCUUGUGAAUCUUCAUGAAUCAGAUACUGGAAUUCGUUACAGCAGAUUCCUCCACCUAUCAAUAACAGCCUUUGGUUUAAAAUUGGGCAAGUUGCUAGCUAUAUUUCCAGUCAUGUAUCUAUCGGGAGGUACAUGUGUCAUCCUGAUUAUCAUCGGGGGAGGGACCAUGGAGAGUUUCUAUCAAAUAGUGUGUGGGGAUGAGCUCACUUGCAAUUCCAAGACAUUGAGCGGAGCAGAGUGGUUCCUGGUUUUUGUAUGCUUGGCCAUUGCUGUGGCUAUGUUUUUUCCCAACUUGAAUUCGCUAGCUGGGAUUUCAGUGAUUGGUGCAGUAACAGCUAUAGUUUAUUGCACACUGAUGUGGGUUAUGCCAAUUGUAAAUGGUAGGCCUGAUGGCAUAUCUUAUGAUCCAUCUAAGACAGCCACAACUGACAUGGGUAGGAUUCGAGGUGUACUGAAUGCCAUAGGGAUCAUUGCUCUUUCUUUCAGAGGUCACAAUCUUGUGCUUGAAAUACAGGGAACACUGCCUUCAAGUCCAAAACAUUCAUCAGUUAAGCCAAUGUGGAGAGGCGUGAAAAUGUCAUAUCUGCUGAUUUCCUUGUGUAUGUUUCCCCUUGCAAUAGGUGGAUACUGGGCUUAUGGUAACGGGAUAGCUGCAAAUGGAGGGAAGUUGGGCCAGAAAGCUGUGAAUGCAGGGAUAUUAAGCGCGUACUUGAAAUUCCAUAAACACAACACGUCAAAGUUUGUGAUGGGCUUAAUACAUGUAAUAGUAUUCAUUAAUUGUGUAAGUUUGUACCAAAUCUAUGCAAUGCCAGUCUUCGACAACUUGCAGCGCAUAUACGUCACCAAGAAAAACAAGCCGUGUCCAAAAUGGCUCCGCUCAGGGUUCAAAGUCUUCUUUGGGGGAGUGACAUUCUUCAUCUCCGUGACUUUCCCAUUCUUGUCAAGCCUGACACCUAUCAUUGGAGGGAUCGCACUGCCUUUAACCUUUGUUUACCCAUGUUUCAUGUGGAUGGCGAUCAACAAACCCCGUCCACAUGGUGCAAUGUGGUGCCUAAACUUAGGGCUUGGUUGUUUAGGCGUGACGUUAAGUGUCUUGAUAGUUGCUGGAGGUGUGUGGAAUGUGGUGAACAGAGGUUUAGAUGCCAAUUUCUUCAACCCUUACUAAGUAAGGGCAUAUAUCAUAGAGAACAAUGUAUGAAAGUUGUUGAAUAGUACUAACUCAUUUUUCCCCAUUAUCA
This is a messenger RNA of Cornus florida, 1794 nucleotides long. Its product is annotated as lysine histidine transporter-like 8. Gene Ontology annotation, cellular component: plasma membrane. NCBI's taxonomy places the organism in Eukaryota, Viridiplantae, Streptophyta, Magnoliopsida, Cornales, Cornaceae. The coding region runs from base 237 to 1721 and encodes 494 amino acids. The transcript is spliced from 5 exons. The record is from RefSeq and is a predicted model, not a curated record.